Messenger RNA from Pelobates fuscus (common spadefoot toad), 964 nucleotides. RefSeq names its product glutamine amidotransferase class 1 domain containing 1 (gene GATD1). Gene Ontology annotation, molecular function: glyoxalase III activity. The record is from RefSeq and is a predicted model, not a curated record. The coding region runs from base 58 to 747 and encodes 229 amino acids. The transcript has 8 exons. NCBI's taxonomy places the organism in Eukaryota, Metazoa, Chordata, Amphibia, Anura, Pelobatidae. Gene Ontology annotation, cellular component: cytoplasm.
AUUUCCAUGGGCAUGCGCUAACCAGACAAACCCAGGGCUUCCUUGACUGCGUUCCUUAUGAAGAAGCAAGGGGUUCCCGGUGUGGUGGGGGCCACCGAUAGGCUGACCAAGCUCAGCUGCCUGAUUGUAGGGAGUGCUGCAACGGGAGGGGUGUCAGCACAGUCCUUCCUUAAUGCUUUCAACUUUGCAAGCUCCGCUUUCAACCUACAAGUAGCUACACCUGUGGGAAAGGCUCUGGAUUUUGUGGGGAUAAAUGAAACAGAUUCAAGAUGGUUUCAGGAAUUUCAGCUGAAGCCCUUUGCCAACCCUGCAAGGCUAGAAUCGAUAGACGGCUCUCGAUAUCAUGCACUUUUAAUUCCACAUUGUCCUGGGGCCCUGACAGAUCUAGCAAACAGUGGAUAUCUGGCCAGGAUUCUACAGCACUUCAAAGCAGAGAAGAAACCGAUCUGUGCAAUUGGGCAUGGUGUAUCGGCAUUGUGCUGUGCCACCAAUGAGGACAGAUCCUGGGUGUUUCAAGACUACAGUCUCACUGGGCCCUCUGUGUAUGAACUGGUACGUCAGCAAGAUUAUGCUAGUUUACCAUUGAUUCUGGAAGACUUUGCAAAGGAAUCUGGGGCAACAUUCAGUGCCAGUGAGCCAGACGCUGUCCAUGUUGUACUGGAUAGGCAUCUAAUCACUGGACAGAAUGAGAACUCAACCGUGGCUGCUGUUCAAAAUCUCAUCUUGCUCAGCAAUGGGAGGAAAUAAUACCUCUGUCAAGACAGAUAGCAGUGACAUUUGUCCACAAGUGGCCCAAAGAGCUUUUUGGCAAAAGAAGAAAGACGUAGUCAGAAUGUAUCUACAGGAGCAGAGAUCCAGCUUGAAAUACCAACUUAACUUAUUGCCAGGAGAGCAGACUCAAGAAGGAACUCAUCCCAUAUAUAACAUCACAGGAUCCAGAGGGCAACCUUGUGCUACAUUCCAC